This is a messenger RNA of Zea mays, 2940 nucleotides long. Lineage: Eukaryota; Viridiplantae; Streptophyta; Magnoliopsida; Poales; Poaceae. The record is from RefSeq and is a predicted model, not a curated record.
AUUCAGCCUCACCAAGGCUAGCUGUCUGGGUGCCGUUGGAUAGAGAAAAAACCAAGGCGCUGCCUCUCCCUCCCUCUCUACACGCCCACAAGCUGGUGACCAGGAUCCCCCCACCCAAAACUCCGCUCUCAUCCCACCCCCCCUCCACUCCACUACCACGGCGGCACGGCCUGCCUCUGCAGCUCUGCCCUGCUCCGCACCCCUCGCUCUCCAACCCCAACGCGCGGCGUUGCUAAAAUUCACCGCAGCGCUUACUCCAGUUUGGCCACCUCACCACCCGCCGCCGCUGUUUAAGAAGGCCCCGCGCCCGAUCGGGGAUCACGAACCUUGGCCGCCGCUGCCGGAGUGGGGGUAAGCGAGAGCCCUCCUGCUUGGGGCGUAGAUUUCCGGCGGCCAUGGGGGGCGCCGUGAUGGUCGCCAUCGCGGCCUCUAUCGGCAACUUGCUGCAGGGCUGGGACAAUGCGACAAUUGCUGGAGCCGUCCUGUACAUAAAGAAGGAAUUCAACCUGCAGAGCGAGCCUCUGAUCGAGGGCCUCAUCGUCGCCAUGUCCCUCAUUGGGGCAACAGUCAUCACGACGUUCUCCGGGGCAGCGGCCGACUGCGUUGGUAGGAGGCCCAUGCUGGUCGCCUCGGCUGUCCUCUACUUCGUCAGUGGGCUGGUGAUGCUUUGGGCGCCAAGUGUGUACAUCUUGCUCCUCGCAAGGCUCAUUGAUGGGUUCGGUAUCGGUUUGGCGGUCACACUUGUUCCUCUCUACAUCUCCGAGACUGCACCGACAGACAUUCGUGGGCUGUUGAACACGUUGCCGCAGUUCAGUGGGUCAGGAGGGAUGUUCCUCUCCUACUGCAUGGUGUUUGGGAUGUCCCUCAUGCCCAAACCUGAUUGGAGGCUCAUGCUUGGAGUUCUGUCGAUCCCGUCACUUAUUUACUUUGGACUGACUGUCUUCUACUUGCCUGAAUCACCAAGGUGGCUUGUGAGCAAAGGAAGGAUGGCGGAGGCGAAGAGAGUGUUGCAAAGGCUGCGGGGAAGAGAAGAUGUCUCAGGGGAGAUGGCUCUUCUAGUUGAAGGUUUGGGGGUCGGUAAAGAUACACGUAUUGAAGAAUACAUAAUUGGUCCCGAUGAUGAACUUGCUGAUGAAGGGCUGGCUCCAGAUCCAGAGAAGAUCAAACUAUAUGGACCUGAAGAAGGCCUAUCUUGGGUUGCCCGACCUGUUCGGGGACAAAGUGCUCUUGGAAGCGCGUUAGGUCUCAUCUCUCGUCAUGGGAGUAUGGCGGCUAGUCAGGGUAAGCCCCUCGUGGAUCCUAUGGUCACUCUUUUCGGAAGUGUUCAUGAAAAGAUGCCUGAGAUCAUGGGGAGCAUGAGGAGCACAUUGUUUCCCAACUUUGGCAGCAUGUUUAGUGUUGCCGACCAGCAGCAGGUGAAAGCUGACUGGGACGCCGAGAGUCAAAGGGAAGGUGAAGAUUAUGCUUCGGAUCAUGGUGGCGAUGACAUCGAGGAUAACCUCCAAAGCCCACUUAUUUCUCGUCAGGCAACAAGUGUGGAAGGAAAGGAGAUCGCUGCACCUCAUGGUAGCAUAUUGGGUGCUGUGGGAAGGAGCAGUAGCUUGCAGGGAGGGGAGGCAGUAAGCAGCAUGGGCAUUGGCGGAGGAUGGCAGUUGGCGUGGAAAUGGACCGAGAGAGAGGGCGAAGAUGGGCAAAAGGAAGGUGGCUUCCAGCGUAUUUACUUGCAUGAGGAGGGCGUACAAGGCAACAGGGGUUCUAUAUUGUCAUUACCAGGCGGGGAUGUUCCUCCUGGUGGUGAGUUCAUCCAGGCUGCAGCUCUUGUGAGCCAACCAGCUCUUUACUCUAAGGAACUGCUGGAGCAACGUGCUGCUGGUCCUGCGAUGAUGCAUCCAUCUGAAGCAGUUACUAAAGGUCCAAGAUGGGCCGACCUAUUUGAGCCUGGGGUGAAGCAUGCACUGUUUGUUGGCAUAGGAAUACAGAUCCUGCAACAGUUUGCUGGCAUCAACGGCGUUCUCUACUACACUCCUCAAAUUCUUGAGCAAGCAGGCGUUGGUGUUCUUCUGUCGAACCUCGGCCUUAACGCUUCUUCGGCAUCAAUCCUCAUUAGCGCCCUGACGACCUUACUGAUGCUCCCAAGCAUCGGCAUUGCGAUGAGGCUCAUGGAUAUGUCCGGAAGGAGGUUUCUCCUCCUCGCGACGAUCCCAGUCCUAAUAGUCGCGCUACUCGUCCUGGUGGUGUCCAACAUCGUGGACGUGGGGGACGUGGCGCACGCGGCGCUCUCCACGGCCAGCGUCAUAGUCUACUUCUGCUUCUUCGUCAUGGGGUUCGGGCCCGUCCCCAACAUCCUCUGCGCAGAGAUCUUCCCCACCACGGUCCGCGGUGUCUGCAUCGCCAUCUGCGCCCUGGCCUUCUGGCUCGGUGACAUCAUCGUGACGUACACUCUCCCCGUGAUGCUGAACGUCGUCGGGCUCGCCGGCGUCUUUGGGGUGUACGCCGUCGUGUGCGUCCUAGCCCUCGCGUUCGUGUUCGUCAAGGUGCCCGAGACGAAGGGCAUGCCUCUCGAGGUCAUCACCGAGUUCUUCUCCGUUGGGGCAAAGCAAGCCAAGGAAGAGGAGGAGGAGGAGGCCAGGGAAGGUUGAUCACCCGGACGGCCGGACCCAGUUACCGGCACCGCCUGUGGGGAUUUUUGUGGUCUGCACACUUCACUGUGGUUGGUCCUGUGAUGAUGUAUUUGUGAAAAAAAAAACUUUGGGUAGGGGGCAGAGAUGAUUUGGCUGUACAAUGUGAGGCUUGAUUCUGCCAAAGGCUGGCCUUCAGAACUAGGAAGGGUGUCUGUUAUCUUCUUUUGUUGCUUGGAGACCUUGUGCUUGUGUUGGUUGGAAUUUUGUUGCCUAUGUAACUAGUGGUGUAUGACAGUUAUGCUAUUGGUUUCUUUGUGUU